This is a messenger RNA of Strongylocentrotus purpuratus (purple sea urchin), 4385 nucleotides long. Its product is annotated as adhesion G protein-coupled receptor L3. The coding region runs from base 198 to 3104 and encodes 968 amino acids. Gene Ontology annotation, biological process: adenylate cyclase-activating G protein-coupled receptor signaling pathway; cell surface receptor signaling pathway. The transcript is spliced from 27 exons. The record is from RefSeq and is a predicted model, not a curated record. Gene Ontology annotation, cellular component: membrane. Lineage: Eukaryota; Metazoa; Echinodermata; Echinoidea; Camarodonta; Strongylocentrotidae. Gene Ontology annotation, molecular function: G protein-coupled receptor activity.
UCUGAAACCUGUUGCAUCUCUCAGCAUUUUGCUCUCAUAAUAACCGCUCGGUUUUCACCGUCGAGUUUUAGCCUCUUAUUAAUGUAUCAUAUUUGGUGGGAUUUUCUACAAAGCUUCGAAAAGCAAGUCGAUACCUAUUUCGAAUACCUGUAAAGCUAACCUCAUUUAGCCCUCACCAUCAUCGAUUAACGAGAAGGAUGGCUGUGAAUGUCAUUAGGUUCAUCGCCUGGUUGUUUUUCCUGGCUACUCUGACUAGAGCCGAGGACUGUGACGUCGAGAGCAAGAAUUGUACCUGCGUGAUGCCCAAGCUGUAUGAUUGUCCCGAGGUGGAUCUUAGUCUCAACCCGGUACCAGACGGCUGUCCACUGCUCAAUGAGAAACUGGCCGGAACAGACUUCUCUGAUCUAACUUGCGGUGGUGAGAAUGAUACAUUCGAACCAAUUUCUGGUGCGAUAUCUUUUACAGCUGAUGGUAGAUGGCUUGAGUUUGAGAAUGAAGCAUGCAAUGACGAAUUCUACUUUAUUGUCGAUCUUAACGGAGGACAACUGGUGAAGACCCUGAAGAUGGAAGACAUGAACCCUAGUGUGACAACUGGUCAGAAUGUGUCCUUUGAGGUCGCCUAUGGCUACACCGUGCCAUGCACUGAUCAACCGACUCUCAAUACCCUUCUCUGGCAGUACAUCACACCUGGGUGGUAUGCCUCCGAUGCGGAUAUCACGAAGGUUUGGAAUCGUCUGAACUUCACGAAUGGUGCCUUCGGUCAGGUUGAAGCCACGUACUUCAAGGCUUCUUACCUCUUUGUCCACUUCAACCAUAUCCCAGUCAACAGUCGAUUCAGAUUGUCUGUGACCGGAUGCCAUGAGACAGGCAAGGACAUUGCCCCAGCCCUCGAGUACCUCAAUAGCCUGCUAAGUGUGACCAAUGACACGUUGGAGAUCGUACAGGGCAUUGCAGUGUCUGGGACUGCGAUACAAUCGGAAAAUAAUCUUACUGAUGAUGAAGUGGUCCUGUUUCUCGAUGCAUUCGCGUCCUUCGAGGAUAAAUCCCUUGAUCUGUCUAACGAGCCGGAGGAAGCACAGAAUCUAACAGAUGGUUUUGCUGAAGUUGCUUCCAAGGUUUUGAGUUCUAUCACGUUUGUCAGCAUACCACUAGAACAUUCUGGAGGUGUACACAGCACCGCCCCGUCAGGGCUUUACACAGCAGGAGCUAACGAACAUACAACGUCGCACAAUGCUGAUAAACGUGUUGCUGACCAGCAAGCCCGGGCCAUCCUGGCCAUCGAGCAGGCUAUCGGAGUGGUCACAUCUCGUGCUGGCAAUGCCACUAUCAUCGCGAAAACAGAGAAUCUCAUCAUUGAGUCUGCUCCUUUGCGUGUUACCGAUACCACGGAGGUUCAGUCCAUCACCCUUUCCUCGGGUUAUGGGAACGAGGAGGAAGACGCUACGGUGCAAAUAGGAGUGGACUUAUCAGGAAUAGCAGAACUUCUUAGUCUCCCAAGGUCCUCAAAUGAUAACAGAUCAUCCGUUCCAGUUCGCUUCACCGCUAUGCAAAUUAAAACGGACAACUUUCUGGAAACAAAUCAAAAUACAGAUUUCCGUUUGUCAGCUACUGCAAACAGCGACAAAGAGGAAGCAAUAUCUAAUAAGGUCUUUCUAAACUCGGACAUCCUCUCCUUCACUGUGUACUUUGAUGGUGUACCCCAAUCUGUCCCUAUUGAGACUAGCUACACGAACAAGGCGGAUCUGAACCCGAAGGAAAACGCCACCUAUCGCCGCAAUGAGAGCAGCACGUGUGUCUGGCUAACCGAGAACAAGCGUUGGAGUGAUACAGGAUGUAUCACCACCAGCCAGGAGGAUGUCUCAACGACUUGCUCUUGUGGACAUACUACUAGCUUUGCCGUUCUGGUCCAAGUCGUUGAGUUUGAGAUCAGCAAGGCUGAUGACCUGGCGAUGACUAUACUCUCCUACUUUGGAAUCAGUUUAUCCAUCUUGUGCCUCGUCAUAGCGCUCUUUAUCUUCUUUACUGUAGGAGCCCUACGUACAUCUGAACGCAAUAUGAUUCAUCGCAACCUGAUGAUCGCUCUACUCCUGGCCUAUGUCGUCUUCUUGGGAGGUAUCCAAUACGCAAGGGUCAUUCCAAUCAUGUGCACCAUUGUAGCAGCCUUAUUACAUUAUCUCUACCUAGCCGUCUUUGGUUGGAUGCUGAUCGAAGGCAUACAUCUUUAUCUCAUGCUUGUCAAGGUGUUUGGAUCAGAAGGCAGUAAGCAGAUGUACUAUCUGGUGAUUGGAUGGGGUGCUCCUGUCAUCGUAGUUGCUAUAACAGUUGGGAUCAGGCAUCACGAAUACGGAACAGAGGAUAUGUGUUGGAUCAAGCCUGGUUCGGGUGCGAUCUGGGCCUUUGUUGGACCGGUCAUCGCAGUUAUCCUGUUCAAUUUCCUCGUUCUGUGUAUGGUGUUGCGUAUCAUCUACCGAUCAUCUGCGAUCAACGUCGAUUGCCCCAUCGAUCAAGUCAAGGCGGCAGCUAAAGGAUCUAUCGCUCUACUGCCCAUCCUCGGUCUUACAUGGUUUUUGGGGAUAUUCGCUUUGGGAAAGAGUACCAUAUUCUUUCAAUAUCUCUUUGUGAUAUGUAACAGCACACAGGGUAUCUUGCUCUUUGUGUUUCACUGUCUCUUUAACUCAGAGGUCAGAAAUGCACUGAAGCGUGAACAUGAGAAGAUGGGAUGGUCCACUGCUGGUGGUACACAGAGUAGGAAGGCUAAGGUCCAUCCUGAAGACAUCGGUACUAGCACAGCCAAGGGCCUCACUACUAAAGGGGCCACUAAGACCACCAGUGCUGAAGAGAAAUCUGUUAGUGUAUACCAUUCAGCCCAGAAUCUAUCUGGUAAGGGGGACGUGAAUCCAGAGUCUAAGACCAAAGACCAGCCUAAGAAGACCAACUCUGAGUUCUCUCUGCCGGGUCAGAUCGAUGACCCCCUUGAUGAGGCUCAGACCAGCACCAUACGACAGGAGAUAAAGACUGAGCGAGAGAUGGAACAAGGAGGCUGGAAGAUCAACGAGAAGAAGCAUGUCCAGCGAACCUUUGUUCGUGUCGAAGACACCCAGUAAUCAAACACAGCAUCUACACUUGAAGUGCUAUACUACACUCAAAGUGUUGUAUUCUUACACCCUGCACUUUACAUAGAUUUGCCUCUAUUGAGAGUAUAGUGAAUGUUAACACCAUGGAUAAGCAGGUAUAUUUAAUGCACAUUUCAGUGUAAAGCAGGUUCAACACCAUAAAGGGUAAACAAUGUUGAAUUUUAGCACUUUUCAGUGUACACAUUAGGUUUUAACACCAUAAGAGCUCAAUAAUGUUGAUUGUUUUUUCUUAAUUAUGGUUAAGUGUGAAGUGAGUUAUAACUCCAGAAAAGGAAAACAGUGUUAAUUUUAAGCACUAUUCGAUGUAAAGUAAAUAUUGUACAGCACAGAAAUAUUGAUGUUAUGCACCAUUCAUUGUCGAGUGACUUUAAUUUUAAAAAGCAUAAACUAAACAACCGAGUAGUUUUAACAUCUUAGUUAUGAAUUUAAAAAUGUGUAUAGUUGUUUUUGUGUAGGCUGAACAUGGUUCAAGGUAAACACUGAUAAUAACAAUAAUAAAAUUAACUCAAUAAAUAAGAAAAUGUGAUAACUCUUUAUAAUCAUAGCUUAUGGUAAAGGGCAACAAGUAAACAGUUAAAGUCUAACAAACCGUUCACUAUUCAGAGUUAACUUGUUUAAGAUAAGACUUGUUUAUUAAAUACGGUACAUGAACUAUGUCUUGAACACGGUUUAGCGUAAUGUACAAUUCAAUCCAAUGUAGUAUUUAAAUGUGUUCAUUGUGAACUUGGCUGUUUAUUUUAAAAAAAUCUUUGAAAACUUUAAAGGAAGGUGUUCGUAUUUGCAGGAUAAAGAUGUGGCCACUAGGACAGGUUUGACUGUAUGUGAUUGUAAAGAGCCCGUCUUACGGGAUUCCUCUCACUUGCACUUUACUUAAGAUUUCGAUAAAAUACCGGAGGAGAUGAAUUGCGUAAAUUUUAAAUAUAUCUUUUAACACUAGAUAUGGGGAGAUUACAAUGAAAUUUGUCGAAUCCCGAUUGUAAAUAUGUGUAACAUAAAAUCUUUAUAUGUGUAUUCAAUUUCAAGGUCCAUCCAGGGGCGUCGCUGGGAGAUGCCGGGGUUGCAACUUACAACCUCAUUGCCACCAAAAUGUUAUGUGGUUGAGUCUAAAACUGUGAGAGUCAAAUUUAAAAGUAAAACCAUUCUUUUAAAAGGGGAUUGCCGGGAAAUAAAUUGCAAUAACUCUUUUUGUUUUUGAAAAUCUAAAGACCUAUCUUGUUAAUCGAAUGAUAGUUUUUUUUGUAUUGCUUCUCA